This is a messenger RNA of Thelazia callipaeda (thelaziosis nematode), 195 nucleotides long. Lineage: Eukaryota; Metazoa; Nematoda; Chromadorea; Rhabditida; Thelaziidae. The record is from the annotation of a GenBank genome assembly.
AUGGUUUGGUCAGCUUUUGUUCAACGUGUAACCAUUACUGCAGCUCUCAUCGGGAUGCUUGGAGGGAUUGGUGCACAUAAGCUGAAGCAGUCAAGUGAUUCAUUGCGUUUGCGUGCGGUAUACAGGAGAAAGCAAGAAAUGGAUGAUUUUAUUCAUUGCAAGGAGGAAAGCAUAAAACGAGCGUCUCCUCCCUAA